This is a messenger RNA of Eruca vesicaria subsp. sativa (arugula), 6075 nucleotides long. Lineage: Eukaryota; Viridiplantae; Streptophyta; Magnoliopsida; Brassicales; Brassicaceae. The record is from the annotation of a GenBank genome assembly.
AUGAAGAAAGAUGAGAAGAAGGUUGCAACGGGAAGGACGAAUUGCGCCAGAUCUUCAGCAGUAGCUUCUGCGUCAACGGUAGAAGAAACCACUCCUUUGAGGAGGUCAUCCAGGGGGAAACCGUCUACCUCUACGAAGCCUAUAAGUCCUGCUUCUGGUAGCAGAAGGUCUGGGAGACUCGCUUCCUCGCCUGCUUCAGUUGCAAGAGUUUCUGGUGGAAUUGAGAAGAAGAAACAAACAGCAAGUGCUUUGCGAAGGUCUAAUAAGGGAAAGAGUGUACCUUCGGAGAGUCCAAAAGGGUCAUCAGAUAAGUCUGAGAGGAAAGUAAACACUUCUUCAUUGGGUGUUGUGGAGAGUAAUGGCAAGAAGAUAGACAGCAUAGAAGAGUCGACAGAUGAGGUCAAGAAGCAGAAGCCUAGAAUGACAGCUCGAAGUUACAGGGCCUUGUAUAGAGGGCAUCUCAAGACGGAUUCUAAUGCUUCUUCAAAUGAUGAGGAAUUAGUAGUGGUUGGUUGUUCUCGCCGUGUACCUGCGGAAAAUGAUGAUGCUAGAGAAGAUAACAGUCUAUCAAAUGAGAAUUUAGGAGCAAAAGGGGUGCCGGUUGGAGAAAUUAGUUUAGAGAAGGGCCCUGAUUUUCCUGUGGAAGUAACUAGGGAUAUUAUAGAAAAGACGGUGGUUGAUUCAUCCCCCAUGGUUGAAACUGGAGAUGGCAAUGUUAUAGGUUCACCAUCUAAGAAUCCAGAACCACAAAAACUUCGUGACAGUGAAACUAGCUUGGAAACCGACAUAGAAUUGGCUCUGAAAAGAAAAAGAGACACUUCGGGAAAUGAUGUGGCUAGACAAGAUAACAGUCCAGCACAUGCGAAUUCAGGAUCAAAAGGGCUGCCGGUUGUCGAAAUUGGUUUAGAGAAGGGCCCUGAUUUUCCUGUGGAAGUAACUACGAAUAGAGAAAAGACAGCUGUUGAUUCAUCCCUCAUUGUUGAAACUGGGGAUGGCAAGGUUUUAGGUUCACCAUCUGAGAAUCCAGAGUCACAAAAGCUUCAUGACAGCCAAACUAGCUUGGAAACCGACAUAGAUUUUUCUUUUAGAGACACUGGGGAAAAUGAUGAUGGUAAAGACGAUAACAGUCCACCACAUGCGAAUUCAGGAUCAAAAAGGCUGCCGGUUGGAGAAAUUAGUCUAGAGAAGGGCCCUGAUUUUCCUGUGGAAGUAACUAGGGAUACAGAAAAGACAGCGGUUGAUUCAUCCUCCAUGGUUGAAACUGGGGGUGGCAAUGUUAUAGGUUCAAAAAGAAAAAGAGACACUGCAGAAAUUGUGAUGGAUGCAUGUACAAACGCAGAUGACCGCAUUAUGAGUACUAAUGGGGUUAUUCCUUCUCCACCCGUGUGCACAAAUAUUAAUCAACAUGAAUUGUGCGGCACUUGUCUAAAACGGCAAAAGGUCAAUGAUGAUUUUGAAAAUCUGAGUGUUUGCUCCUGCACUGCUCAGCCAGUUCAAGAAUCUGAUCAGGUGGCACAGGAUAUGAAGGAAUGUGGACCCGCUACAAGCAAAGACUAUGGGGAGAACAGGCAGAAGAUGCACCAAGAUAAAUCAUUUGAUCCCAAAUUGUUAUCAAUGUACACCGAGUAUUGGGUUCCAGUGCAGUUAUCAGAUGUACAGGUGGAGCAAUACUGUCGGACUCUCUUCUCCGAAUCUUUAUCUCUUUCUUCGCUGUUGAAGAAUGAUCUUGGAGCUCUCGAAAAAACUCUCGCUUCUGUAAAGAAAACCUGUGACCACCCUUAUGUUAUGGAUGCAUCUUUGAGACCACAGCUCAUCAAGAAUCUGGAGUUGCAUGAAAUCCUGGAUGUAGAAGUCAAAGCAAGCGGGAAACUUCCCCUACUUGGUGCAAUGCUUACUCAAGUAAAAGCAAAGGGUUUAAAAGCAGUUGUCUUCUACCAGGCAACACAAAGCCCUGAGGGGUUUCUGCUUGGUAAUAUUCUCGAAGAUUUUGUGAUUCAGAGAUUUGGUCAAAAUUCUUAUGAGCAUGGGGUCUCUCUCUCAAAAAAAAUCGCUAUAAACAAUUUCAACAAGGAGAGUCAGUGUUUUAUUCUGCUACUGGAAAUACGUGCCUGCAGUCAAAGCAUUAAACUCUUACGCGCUGAGGCUUUUAUACUUUUUGGAAGCAGCUUGAAUCCAUCGCAUGAUGUUAAGCUCUUAGAGAAGAUAAAGAUCGAGCCGUGUUCGGAAAGAACUAAAAUAUUCCGGUUGUACUCAGUGUUUACAGUUGAAGAAAAAGCCCUGAUUCUGGCUAGGCAAAAUAAGCCUCUAGAGAACAUAAACCGUCCUCUCACACAUGCACUGCUCAUGUGGGGGGCUUCAUAUUUAUUUGAUAAGCUGGAUCACUUCCAUGGGAGUGGAACCCCAGGUUCAGGAGUUCCAUUUGAACAAUCUAUUCAGGAUGCCGUGAUUCAUGAAUUUUCGUCCAUACUUUCUUCCAAUGUUGGAGAAGAAAAUGAAGGCAAGCUGUGUCUACUUUUGGAAGCCAAGCAUGCUCAGGGAGUUUACAGCACGGAUGCUACUCUAUUUGGUGAAGAACAUGUCAAGUUAUCAGAGGAAAUUAGUCCAAAUAUGUUUUGGUCAAAGCUGUUGAGUGGAAAGAACCCAAUGUGGAAAUACUGUUCGGAUACUCCUCAAAGGAGUCGAAAAAGAGUACAGCAUCUUCAGGGCUAUGAAGAGACUACCAAAGUUGGCAAUGGCGGAAACUUAAAGAAGAAAAAAAAGGCUUCAGAUGAUGUCAUAGUAGAUAACGAUGAAAGGAAAGCCUCUGGGAACGAUCACAUGGGGCAUUUGGAGUCGCCAAAAGUUGCAUCACUCAAAUCAUCACGUGGAUCUGCUUCUGGUACGAAUGACUCAUUGACUGGAAAAGAUGCUACUGGCUUGUAUUCUUUGGGCGGUCAUAUCUCUGGAAUCCCAGAGGAUAUGUUAGGUGGCAUUGAUUGGCGACAAAUUCCGCAUGAGUCACAGGGGAGUCUCUAUGCUGUUUUAAAGCCGAAGAUGGCAAAACUUUGUCCUUCAGAAGAUUCGGUAAGCAUAGCUGAAAAGUUUCUUGAAUAUAUUAUUGAACACCACCGUGUCUGCACAGAGCCAGCCACCAUAUUGGAGGCUUUCCAGAUAGCUUUGAGUUGGAUUGCAGCCUCGCUCGUAAAGCAAUCGUGUAACCAUGAAGAAUCUUUGGUCCGGGCAAAAUCGGAAUUAGGUUUCAGUUGCUCUGAAGAAGAAGUAGAUUAUAUGUAUUCUCUUUUGUGCUGCAUGAAGAGUCUAUUCCUCGGGCGUACACAAAAGGUGAAUGAAAGUCUCUCAGGGGAUACAGUGCAGAUGCGUAGCUCAGUAACAAAAGAUGUCGAAAAGACUAUUAGGGACAUCAAAAAUAAAGGCAGUAAGAAACUGCAGAAACUUGUACAGAUCCACGAGGAAAAAAAGGUGGAUCUGUUGAAUAGGAGUGCUGACAAGAAGCAGAAACUUCUAAAUUCGAAAAAGCUGGAAGUAUUAUAUAUUCGUGUCACCUGUUCAGAGUCAAGUCCUCAGACCUUACUGGAUAAUCUUCAACGGGUGGAAGAUGAUUUGGAAAGAAAGAAUGAUGAUCUCAAAAUAGAGAUGGAUGAAUGCCUAAAAAACUUAGAGGAAAUGCACGAGGCUGACAAGAAAAAGUUGGCUGAGGAUGAAGCAUACUGGAUUAGUCGGAUAGAAAACUGGGCACAAGCUGAAUUAAUAGAUUGUGCUACCAUUCAAAGUAGCAGUAAUAAGCAUCGUAGUGGAUUAUGCUCAUUGAAAACUUCCACAAAUGCUCCUGAUGUGCAAACUUGCAAUGCCAAUGGUGAAGCUACUUAUGCUGAGACAAGUUGCAUGGUUGCCAAGGAAAACCAAUUGCCAGAAGCAGAAACCACAUUAAGAACCAUGUCGGGUGGCAGCACUCAACAAGUUGAUGAAAUGGUGGCUUCAAGAAAUGACAAGGCGAUGGAUGUCUCAACCUUGUCUCAUGAACAGCCUGCAGAUAUGGCUACAAAGAGCCGGUCCAAUGAGCUAGCUUCUCUUACUGCGCCUGAGAUUAGGAUUCCAGCUGGCUGUCAAGAAGAAUCUGUGGCCUUGAACGUGCAGUUGUCAGAAAAUCAGAAUUGUGUUACAUCAGCGACACCAGAUGAGGAUGUUCCCUCAAGGGUGCCAGAGAUAUCCCAGUCAUUUGCAAAUCUUGCAAAAUCUGCCUCUUUAGAGUCUUGGUUGAACAGAGAGGAGGCUUUGGUUUCUAAAAAAACUAUUCAUACGGGCUCUGAUACUGAUAACACUUUGGACCACCAGAAUGAGGAAGCUUGUUCUCUUAACAAGGAGAUUACGGACGAGUCGGUGUUGCCUAUGCCUCACCCUGCGCUUGUGGAUGAUCAGGAGAUAUGUCCCGUGCCUUCUUCGCCGAGUGGACAUCAACCUGACCCAGCAGCAAACAUUCAGGGCGAAAAUAUUGACACACCUAUUGAGCCUCAGCCAGCUGGAUCUCAUAUGCUUUCUUCACCGACUGGACAGCAACCUGGCACAGCAGAAGAAAUUCAGGGCAAGAAUAUUGAAGCAUCAGUUGAGUCUCAGCCAGCUGUCUCAGAAUCAGUAGAGACUGGUGGUCUUGCUGCAUUCGAGCAGGGUGAUCAAGUUGCAUGUCCGUCGCCAUCUUCACCGAUUGGAAAUCAGCCUGAUUCAGGCGCAAACAUUGAGAGCCAAAAUAUCAGCACUUCAGCAGAGCCACACAUUGCUGUUCCCGGUGUAGUAGAGAUUGCUGUUUCCUCAGUUUCAGAUCAGGAAAUAACGGGUGCUCAGGAUGCAUGCUCUCUGCCGUCUCCUUUGAUUGGAACUCAGGCUGACCUAGCAGCAAACACUGAGGGCCAAAAUAUUACAACAGUGGCUGAGCUUCAGACAGCUGGACCAGAUGCAGUAGAAACUGGUCGUGAUGCAUCUCCGCUGCCAGUCUCUUCGUCUGGAAAUCAAUGUGAUGCAGCAGUUACCACUGAGGUCUUUAAUAACAACACAACAAUGGCUGCGCCUCACACAAUUGAAUCAGAUGCAUGUGAAAUGGAAGUAGCAGAACCUGAUACCCAAGUAGAACAAUCAACCUUUGCAAAUAACGUUGCACCCCUUGCCCCUGAAGUUGUUGUGGAGCCUUCAGCAGGUGUUCCAUCACAUCUUAACAAUGCUACGGGACAGAAUGCCACUCCACCUGUUCCUCAAAUACCUUUCCCUGUGUUCAAUGACCCAUUUCAGCAUGAACUGGAGAAGUUGCGGAGAGAAUCAGAGAACACAAAGAAGACUUAUGAAGAAAAGAAAUCAGUUUUAAAAGCUGAAUUCGAAAGGAAGAUAGCUGAGCUACAAGCAGAGUAUCAAAGGAAGUUUCAUGAGGUAGAAGCCGAGCAUACAGCCAAAGCGACAAAGAUACAGACGACCAAGAAUCUUGUUGUAAUGAACAAGAUGUUGUCGAAUGCGUUCUUGUCUAAAUGUACGAGCAGAAUGGAAUCUCAACCCUCGGCAGCUCCAAGGGGUAGAAUUCUGCAGCUAGCACAGACACUGAGAAAUUAUCAUACAGCUUCGGCUCCUGCUCCUCUGCAGCCUCAGGCAUCUUCUUAUCCAUCUUCAGUUUCUCGCUUCUCAUCAGGCCUUCCUCCGAGUUCCACCUACUGCACAAUGCCUCAGCCAAGACAACCUCUCAUCUCCAACCCAGCUCCAUUGUUAUCAGCUUCUCCUGCAACUGCAACUAAUUUAGCUGUCAAUGGAAGACUAGCUUCUUCUGCACCGCAUAUAAUAAACCCAUAUAGAUCAUCUUCCUCUUCAAUUCCCAUCCCCUCGACAACUACUCCAACCUCAUCAGCUGUUCCUCAAGCUUUAACAUAUUCCACUUCAGUUCCCAUCCCCACGACAACUACUCCAACCGCGUCAGGUGUUCCUCAAGCUUUAACAUAUACAAGUGCGGUAACUCAGCAGCAAGAACAACAUCAACAGCAACAGAACUUUGGGAGUGGAUUACAGAGGAGCGGUGAUGUGGUCUGUCUCUCUGAUGACGAGUGA